AAUCGUAACCGUCGGAUCCACACGCGGAUCCCCUUUUGCCGUUACGCGCAUUCCAACGGUCCUCUCCUUUUUUUUUUCCUUCCGCCGCCACAACCACCGCCACCGUGCCGGAGCUUUAUAGACAGAGAGAGAGAGAGAGAGAUGGGCAUGGAUUACUACAACAUAUUGAAAGUGAAUCGAAACGCGAGCGAUGAAGAUUUGAAGAAGGCUUACAAGAGGCUCGCUAUGAUAUGGCACCCUGACAAGAACCCCGUUAACAAGAGCGAAGCCGAAGCCAAAUUCAAACGAAUCUCCGAAGCCUACGACGUUUUGAGCGAUCCGCAGAAGCGUCAGAUCUACGAUCUCUACGGCGAGGAGGCACUGAAGUCCGGUCAGUUCCCGCCACCUCCGCAAUCUUCUUCUUCUUCGUCGUCUUCGUCUUCACGCGUUUACCAGAACCACCACCACCGCCAGAACCCUACCACCUCGUUCCGCUUCAACCCCCGCGACGCCGACGACAUUUACGCCGAGUUCUUCGGUCCCGACGGCGCCGACGCCGGCGGCGGUCCCCGCAGGGACGCGUUCUUUAGGACCUCGAAUGGCUCCGCGUUUGGCGGAGCGGGAAGGAAGGCCGCCGCGGUGGAGAACCUGUUGCCGUGUAGCUUGGAAGACCUUUAUAAAGGUGUCAAGAAGAAGAUGAAGAUCUCGAGGAAUGUCUAUGAUGCUUUUGGGAAAUGUCGGAAUGUGGAGGAGAUUUUGACUAUUGAGAUUAAACCUGGCUGGAAGAAAGGAACAAAGAUUACCUUCCCAGAAAAGGGUAACCAGCAGCCUGGCGUGAUCCCAGCAGAUCUUAUUUUUGUGAUAGAUGAGAAACCACAUGCUCUUUAUAGAAGGGAUGGUAGUGAUUUGGUGAUCAACCAGGAGAUAACUCUUCUGGAUGCGCUUACAGGUAAAACCUUGGACCUCACCACCUUGGAUGGAAGGAGUCUCGUGAUCCCAUUGACAGAUAUAGUCAAACCUGGUGCUGAGGUUGUUGUCCCUAAUGAAGGAAUGCCCAUAUCAAAAGAGCCUGGGAGGAAGGGGAAUUUGAGAAUCAAGCUUGAUGUUAAGUAUCCUUCAAGGUUAACUCCAGAACAGAAAUCUGAUCUGAGGAGAGUUUUAGGUGGAAGCUCAUAAAUAUUUGAGUUUGGGGCUUUGUGUCUGGCGUCACUGGUGAAUGCACAUUGUAGAUAUAUCAUGUGCAUGCAGUGGAUGCAUGUGAAUAACAGGCAUACUCUGGUGAAAUUGAGUAUUAUGGGCUAACAUACAGUGAGCCAUAUUUAAAAUUUGGACUUUUUUUCAGGGUAGGAAACAAAAAUGACUUUUUGGAAAUGAGUGGAAAAUUCUAUCUUAUUCAAACAUAUAGGGAAAUACUACUGAGUUUUCAUCGUUCUGCUUCAGCUUGUUUUGCCUUUUAAUUAAACUCAAAGAUUACUGUAGUCUUCAUAGGACCAGAAUGAGUAAUGUGUUUAUACCAUGAAAAGUGUAUAUAUUGAUUGUUUAUUUUAUGGAGGUUACUUUUUGGUUAUGCAAUUUUUUUAAAAUUUAAAGUACAACAUGAAAUCAUGGUCUAUGUUGUUAUUGUGGCCUUGUAUAUUCUGCUAUAAAAAAUGUGAUGUAUAAACAUCCAGUUCGUGAUGUAUAUUCAUGGCAGAAUAUUAUAUUGAUUACUACUGUAG
Gastrolobium bilobum is the source of this 1697-nucleotide messenger RNA. RefSeq lists its product as uncharacterized. The transcript is spliced from 2 exons. Gene Ontology annotation, cellular component: cytosol. Gene Ontology annotation, molecular function: protein-folding chaperone binding. Bases 142 to 1155 code for a protein of 337 amino acids. Lineage: Eukaryota; Viridiplantae; Streptophyta; Magnoliopsida; Fabales; Fabaceae. The record is from RefSeq and is a predicted model, not a curated record.